GCGUAAACAAACAACGAAAAAAAAUUGUUCCAAUAAAAUAAUGAAUAUUGAAGUAUAUUAGAUGUUUUUUUUAAACCAACGUGCAAUUUGGCAACGUAUAUUUAAAAAUAAUGUUCUUGAAAGGAAUAAAGUGAAAAUUGUGAAUUGUUAUAUGGUUUACUAGAGCAUUCUCGAGUUAAUCCCUGGAGAAAAACCCGUUUAUCGACUUAGAACAGUGGGGGGUGGAGCGGUGGAGCAAGGGGCGCUUAAGGAGAAGAAUGAGAAAGAGGUGGGGAGAGAGGAGAAACGAUAACGAGAACGACGCCGAAAAAAGGUAGUUAACGAGUUGACAAGCCAAAAGCAACAAUAACAAGCUGGAAAGAAGAGGAGCUGAAAGUAAUUGGAAAGAACGAGAGGAAGAGGGCAAACGGGAAGGAAAGAACCUGGAACAGGUUACCCCUUCCAGCGUUCCACUGAAGAACUCAGAAUCUGCAUAAGGUUCGAAUUCUUUGGUAAGAAAAGAGGGAAACCAAGCGAAGAAUUCCCCAAGUUCGGAUUUUUUGGUAUGACAAGAAGGUAUACCAACUUACGAAAGUCCCAAAUUCGAAUUCUUCUGGGAAGAAAAAGGAACUGAAAUUGAAGAUAACCCCAAGAUUGAACCCAAAGUUUGAAUUCUUCAGAACCAAAAGAGGAAACCAAAAGUUUGACUUAUUGAAAAAGAAAAUCGUAACUGCAUGCCACGAAUCCUUAAGUUCUGAUUCUUGAGGAGAAAAGCUAGGAAACUGAAAGUUCAGAUUCUUCGGGAAGAAAAGGAGGAAACCAAUCGAAGAGACCCGAAGAAAAGAUGCCUCCCUACAUCAUAUACACCCUGGUGAUGAUCCUCCUGUAUCCCCGAAUUAGUAGAACCACAUCCAGUGGUAGUCCCAGUGGUAGUCCCAGUGCCAGUGCCAGUUCCAGUUCCAGUUCCCCGCCAGAAAUCCCCGCUUUCCGGCAGUGCGAAACCAUUCGCAUUGAAAUGUGCCGAAAGAUCGGCUAUAACGAGACCUCCAUGCCGAAUCUCGUGGGUCACGAGAUGCAAACGGAUGUGGAGUACACGCUGCAGACUUUCGCCCCCCUAAUAGAGUACGAUUGCAGUUCGCAGUUGAAAUUGUUCCUCUGCGCCGCGUAUGUGCCCAUGUGUACGCCCAAAGCACCCGUACACGCCAUUGGGCCCUGCCGCAGUCUCUGUGAAUCGGUGCGUAUACGUUGCCAUCCGGUUCUGCAGGGAUUCGGCUUCCCUUGGCCACCGGCUUUGGAUUGCGAGCGGUUUCCGCGGGAGAAUAAUCACGAAACCAUGUGCAUGGAGGGUCCUGGCGAAAUGCAUCAGCCGCAGGAGGAUCAGGAUCUUUAUGGACUGCCGGGACAGGGUAUGCCAGGUGGAUUGGGUGGAAAACUGCCGCUGGAUUGCUCGGGGCUGGCCAAAUCCCAUUUGUAUGUGCGGCUGCCGAGAUCGGGACGAUGUGCCCCACUCUGUGAGGCUGACAUACUGUUUACUCCAGCCGAGAAGCACCUGGCCGAGAUCUGGGUCUCCACUUGGGCCUAUGCCGCCCUGGGAUUGGCCCUGGUGGCCACCGUUUGUCUGUUGGCCAGCGAUGGCAGUCGUUUGGCCAGUGCCAAGUGGUCCAGACUGCUGUCACCGCUGAUUUGGUGCCACAACAUGGUCACCUUGGGUUGGGCAGUGCGCUUCGUGGUGGGAAGAACGGGCACCGCCUGUGGAACGGAUCCCCAGGCCCCCAAUGAAUCCCUACUCACAGUGGAUGGACUUUCCAAUGCCUCCUGCGCCAGUGUCUUUCUCAUGCGAUACUACUUUGGGAUGGCCGCCUGCGCCUGGUGGGCUGUGCUCUGUUUGGGCUGGCACCGCGACAUUCGUCGGCACAGUCCGGACUCCAAAGGCCAUGUGGCCAUUCCCUCGAACUUUGCGGGCAGUCCAGCGAAGAGAAUCAAUGCCAAGGCCAAUGCCCAGCAGGAUCUGUCGCAGAACAACUUUGUGUGCUUCGUGGCCUGGGGAUUGCCCGCCUUCCAAACGGCCGCUGUGCUCGUGGCCCGUUUUGUGGAUGCCGACGAGUUGCUGGGCGCCUGUUUUGUGGGCAACCAGUCGGACAAGGCUCUGCAGAUAUUGGUGGCCACGCCAGUCUUUUGCUACUGGAUCUUUGGCUCUAUGAACCUGAUAUCCGGCUAUCUGGUGCACUGUCGCACCAAGGAGAUCUUGAGGAACAGCAAUGCCCUGAGUUUGCAGCAGCAACUGCAGCAGCUGAGUGCCCACAGUAGUUCCGGAAUAGGCAUAUUCCUUUUUAUCUAUGGACUGGCAUGUGCUCUGCUCCUGCUGGCGGUCAUUUACGAGUUUGCCAACAUCGAUGUUUGGCUGGGAUCGGGUGAAACUAAUACGCCAUUGUGGCCCUUUUUGGUACGCGCCUUUAUGGAGCUAAUGUUGGGCAUUUGCUGUUUCGCCUGGGUCCUCGGGCCCAGCAUUUCCACUCUCUACAAGAGACAAGUGGGCAAUGGAAAGAUUGUGAAACAGUCGUCUGCAGCAGGAGGAUCUGUCCAUCUGGAUGGGCACAGCAGCUCGCGGGGAUCGCAUGCCGCUUGUAACAGCACCGUGGUCUCCUACCAUUCGGUGCGGCCUUCAAUGGCCAGUGCUCCCCUGCCGCCGAGUCCCUACAAAUUAAAGACAUCACCGGGUGCCGGUUCCAUAUCGCUUAAUCAGAUGUCCAACUAUUCGCUGGGCAGGAGCACGCAUCACCAUCAUCAUCAGCAGCAGCAGCGCCACUCGCCGCAUCAUCAUCACCAGCAGCAGCAGCAGCACCAUCACCACCAUCAUCACUCCUCAUCCUCGCAUCGCCUGUAUUAUCCACCGGGUAGCUAUGCCUCCCAAAAGUACAGCCAGCAUGGCAGCUACUAUCCCCAUUUGCAGCACUAUGGCGAUGAGACGCUACUCUAGGCGGGAUUAAUCACAAUACCAGGGGAGGAGUAGCAGUCCCCUGAUUCCAGUCAAUGUUCCUGCGGCAGCUGAUGUGCCAAAGUCAGUCUUGUACUAUAACAUAAAGUGAUGGGUUUUGCUAGCUAUAAAACGGACUUAGGUUUAUGGUGUCUUAACUGCAUGCCACACAAAAUUCCAAUUUAAGUUGCUCUGCCCGUAGAACACAAUGAAAUACUAUCUAUGUACUGUGUAUAUAACCCAGGAAAUGUCCUCUUAUUUAGUUUAGGCCUUUAACGAAAGGUCAUAGAUGACCUAUCUAGCCAACCCCCACAACGAAUUGUAAUUGCCCUAGAUGGGCCACAUCCUAUUUUCGUGUGUACUUAAUGUUGCUCCUAAUUAGUUGCCCCUUGCGUUGCCUUUUUUGCCGUUUUGGUGUAACCAAAUCCAAUAAGCACUCUUGCCUUUUAGACAUUUACACUAAUGUCGCCUGUGCGUACAUAUAUAGCAUUUUUUUAUACUAUUUCUUUUUUGUUUUUGAGAGAAACACGCAGCAACCAAAUACUGUGAUACGCAUGUUCAUGUCUUCGAAACCGGGGGCCAAAAACCUGGUUCCCACUUUGCUGUCUUCUUCUCCUGAUCCCGAAACAAGUGUACUUAACAAAUGAAAAACAAACGCAAUUGCAAUCCUAGCCGUAAUGCCUAAUUGUAUUCAGUGUGCCAUUAGCUUUAGGGACUAAACUGAGCAAGUCAAAAAAACAAAAGCGCCUUGAGAAAUCCGUUUUUCGAAAAAACUUUAUGGGAUUGAAUUUGUAUAAUAUUCCUUGAUAUUUUUUUAUCUAAUUAUCUUAAAGGAAAUCGCUUUUUUAAGGGGUUUUCUGUCGGAUUUAGAUAGUUUU
Molecule: messenger RNA, 3831 nt
Organism: Drosophila gunungcola (fruit fly)
Lineage: Eukaryota; Metazoa; Arthropoda; Insecta; Diptera; Drosophilidae
Gene: fz4
Product: frizzled-4
Exons: 3
Coding region: 824-2956 (710 amino acids)
Biological process (GO): non-canonical Wnt signaling pathway; canonical Wnt signaling pathway
Cellular component (GO): plasma membrane
Molecular function (GO): Wnt receptor activity; Wnt-protein binding
Source: RefSeq, a predicted model, not a curated record